Molecule: messenger RNA, 327 nt
Organism: Fraxinus pennsylvanica
Lineage: Eukaryota; Viridiplantae; Streptophyta; Magnoliopsida; Lamiales; Oleaceae
Source: the annotation of a GenBank genome assembly
AUGGAUUGCAAGCCCAUUAUAUUUGCCUUAUUCGGGUUUUCAGCAUCUUUCAUUUUUCUGUUUCCAGAUUUUCGAAGAAGGAAAAACCGACAAGCAGCAGAAGAGAAAUUGAAGAUUGUAAGUGAAACUCUGCAUGAAGCUGAAGAAAGAGUAAUAAGAUAUGAAGAAAGACAUGAUAAAAUUCUUAGCCAAAUUUGCUCAUAUUAUAUGGUAAAUGAGAAGCUGGAGGAGGCAUUGGUGGGGGCUAAAAAUGCCAUGAAUGAUGCCUUGGAGUUUUCUGUUGGUCUCAGAAAUUUGCAAAUGGAAAUCCUUACAUCCUAUUCCUGA